UUCCUUUCCAGCUUAACAAAAAACCCAUUUUCUCUGUCUCCUCCAAGAAUCCCCAAUCGCUGGAUCAACCAUGGCGGUGAUUUCUCCAUGGACGACGACCUUGAUGAUCACGAUUAUGAUGAUAACGACGGUCAUGCAUGUAAUCGACGGCAGCGAUAACAACCCCGUGUACUCGCCGUGCGCGGACACGAAGGUGGAGAGGUCCGACGGGUUCACCUUCGGAAUUGCCUUCGCCUCCAAGGAAUCCUUCCAACCAAACGGCACCGUUCAGCUGUCUCCUUGCGACUCUAGGCUCUCUCUCUCCUCCAAUGCCCAGAUCUCCGUUUUCCGACCCAAAGUUGACGAGAUCUCCCUCCUCUCCGUCAACUCCUCCUCCUUCAAUCCGGAUACUUAUGGGUAUAUGGUUGCGUUUGCUGGGCGAAAAUAUGCUGCAAGGUCCCUUCCUACUUUUGUUGCUAAUGGCACCUACACUGUCACCAGCUUUACCCUUGUGCUUGAGUUCAACAGGGGCAGGCUGCAGAACUUGUACUGGAAAAAGGAUGGGUGCUCUAAAUGUUCAGGGAGCUCCGACUUUGUUUGCCUCAACAAUCAGCACUGCGCCUUCAAGACCUCGAGCUGCAAAAACCAUGGCGGCUCUGUGGACUGCAGCCUCGGAAUCCAGUUGGCAUUUUCCGGCACAGACAAGCACCUUUCGGUUCUUAACUCAUGGUAUGAAGUGGCAAACCUUAGGCAGUACUCGCUCUAUGGUCUUUAUUCGAAUUUGAAGGACUCCCUCAGUAGCCAGUACAGCAAGAUUUUCUAAUUUAAACGGUUUCUGCCAUUUGUCUUGUAAUUUUCCUACCGCUCGUACUCACUAGGUUUCCUCAUCUGUUUCGUUGCGUUUGAGGUAAAUAGUUGUUGUAAAUUAACUAACUUUGAGGAUCUGUUUGUGAUUACUGAAAAGGAGAUCGAUGUCUUCACAUUCGUGUUCUGCUUAUUUGUGACAUUUAAUUCGAACUCCAUUUCUGCAA
Molecule: messenger RNA, 1010 nt
Organism: Pyrus x bretschneideri (Chinese white pear)
Lineage: Eukaryota; Viridiplantae; Streptophyta; Magnoliopsida; Rosales; Rosaceae
Exons: 3
Coding region: 71-802 (243 amino acids)
Biological process (GO): protein histidyl modification to diphthamide; tRNA wobble uridine modification
Cellular component (GO): cytosol; nucleus
Molecular function (GO): metal ion binding
Source: RefSeq, a predicted model, not a curated record